Closterium sp. NIES-65 is the source of this 435-nucleotide messenger RNA. NCBI's taxonomy places the organism in Eukaryota, Viridiplantae, Streptophyta, Zygnematophyceae, Desmidiales, Closteriaceae. The record is from the annotation of a GenBank genome assembly.
AUGAAUCAUGGCGGACGCGACCGCCCGAGGAGGUCCCCGCGCCAGCAGCCUGGGGGGAGGCAGCCCGAGGGAAGGCAGCCCGAGGGGAGGCAGCUCGAGGGGAGGCAGCUCGAGGGGCGGCAGCUCGAGGGGAGGCAGGCCGGGGGGAGGCAGGCCGGGGGGAGGCAGGCCGGGGGGAGGCAGGCCGGGGGGAGGCAGGCCGGGGGGGGGCGGGCUGCAGGGGGUAGCGGAGGAGCGGUGCAAGCAGGCGACGGCGGUGAGCGGGCGAGGGAGGAGCGCGAGGUGCUGCUGCUGGUGACGAGCGCCGAGACCAACAUCCAGCUCGUCCUCGCCGACAUCUCCUCGCGCUCCCACCUCGCUGCCGGUGCUUGUGGUGAGAGCAAGUGCUUGUGGCGAGAGCAGGUGCUUGUGGUGAGAGCAGGUGCUUGUGGUUAG